CCCUUCAGCUUCUUGCGGACUGUCCUCUUUCUUCUCAUCUCUCCAUGUCUAUAUAAACUUCCAGAAACUCUCAAUUACCAACUCACUUGUUUUCGCUCUCAAGGAAUUGUAAGGUUAUGCUCCUUGCAGUUUAGUAAAUUCAGCCACUAACAUGCAUAUAACUUAUACCAAACCAAUUCCAAAUUUUCACUCAUGCAGUUUCUGAUCACAAAUGGAGUGCAAGCAAACUUUUAAAAUUUUCUGCAAGGCAGGACUUGAAUUUGCCCUCACAAUAAGAGAUGGCGAGGUCGUCCUUGCUCCAUCUAAUAUAUUAGAUAAGAAUCAGCAUUGGUACAAAAUUGAUAAGAUCCACAAAAAGGAUGAUGAGGAUUUCCCAGCGUUUGUUUUAGUAAACCAAGCCACGGGUCAAUCCUUGCGUAAUGCCUGUAGAUGCGGUGAAUCUGUACAAUUGAGUUCAAAGGACCCAAAUGUUCAGGAUACUUAUUUACUUUGGACUGAAGGGAGUGUUUUGGAAAAUGGCUUUAGGGCAAUACGGAGUGCUAAUAACGCCUGGUUGUAUCUGGAUGCUUUUGGCGGGGACCCUUUUAGUGAGGGUUUUGUGCAAGAUGGCACCAAUGUUGUAGUUUGCAAUAGGAAUAAAAGUGACACUCAAUGUUGGAAGAUUCUUCCAUAUUGUAAGUUUCUCAAAAUUGAAUUCUAACAAGAGAGAGUUUCUCAUUGUUGAAACUUCAUAAAUUUAUUUCUUUUCUCAUCUCAUAAUUUUAAUUCUUACUAUUUUCCACACAAAUUUACAGCAGCACCAUUUAAAAUCUACUGUAAAUGCUCACCCAAUUUUUAUCUUACAAUAAGAGAUGGCAAAGCUAUACUAGCUCCAGCUAACCCCUUUGAUAAAUUCCAGGUAUAUGUAAGGCAAGGAGGGUGAUUUAAAUAUAAUCAGUUUCAUUCUUCCUUCCCCCUUGAAUGCCAUAUACUGAGUCAUAAUGUAGUAAUUCUUGAAUACCAUUUGUAUGAUGCUUCACAUUGGUUGCUGCAGCGCUGGUACAAGGAUAGGAAGUACAGCAAUAGAGUAAAAGAUGAGGAUGGUUUAGCAUCUUUUGCAUUGGCUAAUAAGGCUACUGGCCUAGCCAUUAAGCAUUCUGCUGCUGCUUAUCAACAUGUACAAUUGGUUUCCUACAACCCAACAGUUCUUGAUGAGUCUGUGUUAUGGACUCAGAAGAAGCUUUUGGAUGGUGAUUAUAAAACCAUAAGGAUGAUAAACAACCUGCGUCUAGUUUGGCAUGCUGCUGAUGAUGACGUCCAUGAUGGAACCAAUCUUAUAAACCACCCAUGGAAUGAAGAAGACAACCAACAAUGGAUUAUUGAACCAUACUGAAAUGUAGUGAGAUGGUGCAAGAUCCAAAAGGCGAAUUCUGUUGUGCUUACCAAAAUAGAGGACUUUACCAGUACAAGUUCUUGUGUAUUGUGCUCUGUUUUAACUUAUGAGUGCUAUUCAAACUUGUGGACAUGAUGAGUUUUCUUCUUUUUUUAAAAAAAAUUUUCUGAUUGUGGUUUCAGCAUUAACUGGCUAUUACUCAAAACACGAAGGCCCAUUUGAAAUAUUUAGGCUUUGCUUUUCUGAACGACGUUGUCUGACGAUAGUUGAGGUCAUUCUUCUAAAUUAUGUUAAGCCACUUAAACAACGUCGUACGUCAUCCUAGCUACCCGGCACCGUCCAUCCUCCGUCGUCCGUUGUAUACACUCUUAAGCAGUGCAGAGCAAGACUAUUUCCAG
Molecule: messenger RNA, 1770 nt
Organism: Rubroshorea leprosula
Lineage: Eukaryota; Viridiplantae; Streptophyta; Magnoliopsida; Malvales; Dipterocarpaceae
Source: the annotation of a GenBank genome assembly